ACUCCCAACACCAUGAAGUACACCGCCGCCACCCUCCUCGUCUCCGGCGCCUCGGCGUUCACGUCGACGACCAACUCCCUCUCGGCCGCGCCCCUCCGCGCGUCCGCGCAGGCGGCCCCCUCCAUGGCCGUCGCGGGCGGCAUCAACGGCUUCGGCCGCAUCGGCCGCCUCGUGGCCCGCAUCAUGUGCAAGUCCGACGCCAUCGACCUCAAGCUCGUCAACUCGGGCGCGUCCAACGAGUACAUGGCCUACCAGUUCAAGUACGACUCGAUCCACGGCCGCUACCCCGGCACCGUCGAGGCCACGGACGACGGCCUCAAGAUCGACGGCGUGCUCACGCCCACGUCGCACACGCGCGACCCCGCCGAGAUCCCCUUCUCGGCCAUGGGCGCCGAGUACAUCUGCGAGUCCACGGGCGCGUUCCUCACGGCCGAGAAGGUCGAGGCGCACCUCGCCGCCGGCGCCAAGAAGAUCAUCUUCUCCGCGCCCGCCAAGGACGACUCGCCGACGGUCGUCAUGGGCGUCAACGAGGAGACGUACGACUCCGCCAUGAAGGCCGUGUCCUGCGCGUCCUGCACGACCAACGGCCUCGCGCCCAUGGUCAAGGCGCUCAACGACGCCUACGGCAUCGACGAGGGCCUCAUGACGACGGUCCACGCGAUGACGGCGACGCAGAAGGUCGUCGACGCGUCGUCCAACAAGGACUGGCGCGGCGGCCGCUGCGCGUCGGGCAACAUCAUCCCCUCGUCCACGGGCGCGGCCAAGGCCGUCGCCAAGGUCAUCCCCGACGUCGCGGGCAAGCUCACGGGCAUGGCCUUCCGCGUGCCCACGGCUGACGUCUCCGUCGUCGACCUCACGUGCCUCCUCUCCAAGGAGACGUCCUACGAGGAGAUCUGCGCCGAGAUCCAGAAGCGCGCCAACGGCGACAUGAAGGGCUUCCUCGGCUACUGCGACGAGCCCCUCGUGUCCACGGACUUCGAGACGGAGCCCACGUCCUCCAUCUUCGACGCCGGCGCGGGCAUCAUGCUCUCGCCCAAGUUCGUCAAGACCGUCGCCUGGUACGACAACGAGUGGGGCUACUCCAACCGCGUCGUCGACCUCAUGUGCCACAUGGCCGCCGUCGACCUCAAGGUCAAGGCCUAAGCGCGGUCCCGACCGGCCUGCCGCCCGCUCGCGCGCCGACACUCUGCGAGUGUCGGCGCGCUCGUAGCGGCCCCCCUGCCACUGCCCACCCGCGUAAGUACCUGACGCG
Aureococcus anophagefferens is the source of this 1252-nucleotide messenger RNA. RefSeq lists its product as hypothetical. The coding region runs from base 13 to 1143 and encodes 376 amino acids. The transcript has a single exon. Gene Ontology annotation, molecular function: NAD binding; NADP binding; oxidoreductase activity, acting on the aldehyde or oxo group of donors, NAD or NADP as acceptor. Gene Ontology annotation, biological process: glucose metabolic process. NCBI's taxonomy places the organism in Eukaryota, Pelagophyceae, Pelagomonadales, Pelagomonadaceae. The record is from RefSeq and is a predicted model, not a curated record.